Messenger RNA from Arctia plantaginis, 1185 nucleotides. Lineage: Eukaryota; Metazoa; Arthropoda; Insecta; Lepidoptera; Erebidae. The record is from the annotation of a GenBank genome assembly.
AUGGGGGGAAAAGCAGAGAAAGGCACUCCGAAAUACAUAGCGAAUAAAAUAAAAGCUAAAGGCUUGCAAAAACUGCGAUGGUACUGCCAAAUGUGUCAAAAACAGUGUCGAGAUGAGAACGGUUUUAAAUGCCAUACCAUGUCGGAGUCCCAUCAGAGACAACUACUCCUUUUUGCCGACAAUGCCAAUAAAUACAUAGACGAUUUCUCCAAAGAGUUUGCUGACGGAUAUUUGGAACUCCUUCGUCGUCAGUUUGGAACUAAACGUGUUAACGCUAACAAAGUUUAUCAAGAUUAUAUAUCUAAUAGGGACCAUCUACACAUGAAUGCCACGCAAUGGGAGACCCUCACGGAGUUUGUGAAGUGGCUUGGCCGCGAUGGAAAGUGUGUUGUUGACGAGACAGAGAAGGGGUGGUUUGUUGCAUAUAUAGAUAGGGAUCCAGCUGCGAUCGCAGCUCAAGAAGCCAAGGCAAAGAAGGAGAAGAUGGAUAAAGAUGAUCAGGAAAGAAUGCUGGACUUCAUUCAGAAACAAGUACAGCGAGGUAAGAAGGAGAGCUCCGUUGAAGAGCCAUCAUACUCUGAGUUUAAGCGGGAGAGUAGUCAAGAGAGAGUCACGCUCAGCUUGAAGAGGAAAGCUGAAGAUAAAAAAGCCGACGCAUUACCAGUUUCUGCUCUCCAAAUAAAGAGUAAAGAAGAAUCUAAAAGUAAAACAAGGGAUAGUAAAGAAGAAUCUAGCAAAAAGCAGAAAACAGAAGAGGCUAGAAGUAAGCAGUCAGCUUUAGACGAAAUUAUGAAAAUGGAAGAACGAGCGAAAGAGAGAGCAAAUAGAAAAGACUAUUGGUUAUGUGAAGACAUACUUGUGAAGAUAACAACCAGAUCUUUGGGUGACAAGUUUUAUAAGCGCAAGGGUGUGGUCGAGAAAGUGGUUGACACAUAUUGUGCUCAUGUCAAGCUAUUGGAUGAUAAUGUCAAGUUGAAAUUGGACCAGAACCAUCUAGAAACAGUGAUACCAUCUACGGGGAGGUACGUUCGCUUCGUGAAUGGAGCGUAUCGGGGGGCUACGGGCGUGCUGAGGCGUAUUAACAUUGAAAACUACUGUUGUGAUGUUGAGAUAGCGGAGGGCCCCCUCACCGGUCGUCUCGUCAAAGCCCUUCAGUACGAGGACAUCAGCAAAUUGGCAUCGUGA